UCGAGGCUUGUAACAAACGUUUUAGUCAUCAACCUCGAAAGCUUGAAGUUCAGAUUUAUUAUUGAAGGUUCUCGCUAAAGAAAAACAUGGUGAAAUUACAUUAUUUCAAAAAUCAACGUUACAGCAAGCUGAAGGCACAAUGUGAAAGAGAUGAAAGACUUUUUGUUGAUCCUGAAUUUCCACCCGAGACGAAGUCUUUGUACUUCAGUCGAGCGACACCUCCCGAGCCCGUUGAAUGGAAGAGACCGAAGGACAUCUGUGCCCCAGACCCCCCACAGCUGUUUGUAGAUGGGAUGAGCAGCCAUGAUGUCACACAAGGCAAACUUGGGAAUUGUUGGUUUGUGGCAGCAUGUUCCUCAUUGGCUUUAGAGCCAUCUCUGUUAGAGAAGGUGAUUCCAGAUAUGAAACAUCAGGAGUGGGAUCCUGAAAAUGUUGGUAAUUACCAAGGGAUCUUUAGGUUCCGGUUUUUCCGCCAAGGCCAGUGGACUGAAGUUGUUAUUGACGAUCUUCUGCCAACAAUUGCUGGAAAACUGGUGUACAUCCACUCAACAGACAAGAAUGAGUUCUGGAGUGCCUUGGUGGAAAAAGCUUAUGCCAAAAUGGCAGGCUCAUAUGAAGCUUUAGAAGCAGGAAAUACUGGUGAUGCCUUAGUUGAUUUCACUGGUGGAGUUUGUGAGUCUAUCAACCUCAAGGAUGGAGGUUAUGGUCAAGAUCAGGAGAAGAGGCUGGGCUUGUUUAAAAGUAUGCAGAGAGCAAUGCGAGAUAAAUCCCUGAUUGGUGCGUCAAUAAGGAUCAAAAAUAGAGAUGAGAUGGAAAAGCGAACAGAAACUGGUUUGGUUAUGGGACAUGCAUAUGGUGUCACAGCAGUAAAGAAGAUCACCAUUGGUGAGGGUCUUUUCAGUUUGUUCAAUCGACAGCAUCUUUAUAUGAUUCGUCUGAGGAAUCCUUGGGGUCAAAAGGAGUGGAAUGGACCAUGGAGUGAUGACUCUGAAGAGUGGAAAAAGCUUAAAGCAAGUGAUAGAGAAAAGUUAGGGAUUGUCUUUGAGAAUGAUGGAGAAUUUUGGAUGGCAUUUGAAGACUUCUGCACAUACUUCACAAAUGCCACCUUGUGCCAUGUCCUCAACACAUCCAUCUUUUCCUUCUCAAACAGAUGGCAUGUGUUUAAGCAUAACUAUCGCUGGUCACCAGGCUCCACUGCUGGUGGGUGUGUUGAAAAUAGAAGCACUUUCCUUAAGAACCCGCAGUAUGCUUUCACUGUCAAAGAGGAAGGUGAAGUGAUGAUCUCACUGAUGCAGGAAGACACAAGAAAGGAGAAAGAACAUGGUGCAGAAAAUCUCACCAUUGGAUAUUUUGUUAUGAAGGUGGAGGAAAACAGAAAGUAUCGCUUACAUACAAUGUUUGAAAAAGCUGGUGAUUCCAUCUUCAUCAACGCCCGAGAAGUGGUGAACAAGUUUCAUUUCAAGAAAGGAAGAUAUGUGGUGAUACCAUCCACAUACGAACAAAACAAAGCUGGGCAAUUUCUGAUGAGAAUAUUCACAGAAAAGUCCUCAAAAGCAAUGUUUCUAAACCAGGAGCACUCCACCGGAAGUCAAAUAUUCUGCUGCUUCCCACAAUGCCGUACUCCGCUUUGCGUGCUUUCCGUUACUGUUAAAUCAGCCGGCGGACUUCAAAAAACAAGCAGACUUUCAAUGACGCCUGAUCCAUACGCCACGAUCAGCUGUGAGGGACGAAAAGUCAAAACUCCUGUUCAGAAAGACUCGUUGAAUCCACAGUGGAACACUGGUGCGCUGUUUUUUGUCAGGAGACCUCAAAAAUCUCGCUUGGUUGUACAAGUUUGGGAUUACAACUGGUUCUGGGACUCAUUCAUGGGUCAAGCCAAGAUAGCAAUCGAUAUUAACAACAAAGCUGUCACAGAAACACACCAGCUGAUGGGACGAAUGCGAAAUCACCAGGUACAAAUGCCUGGCGUUGUGACCGUGGAAGUUAAAUGUUACCAGGAUCUGCUCGCCAUCUAAUGAUUUGAAUUAUAAUGUUUCGUUGUGAAAGAGAGAUCUUAUCAAUGCCUGCUUUCAUCUGACCAAAGGGAAUUAGUUAGGAAUAAAGUGCAAAGACGCUUUCUAUUUCUCAGGUUUGGCCGCAAUUUAGGAAGUAGUUCUUGCAGAAAGUAGCCGCUGACGUAAUGUAAGUACCCGUGUGCAAGUUCCAAUGUCACGCUUGUUUUUAAGGUGGCUAGCACUUGUUUCUUUGGUGCGGGAACGAAAACAAAUGUGACAGUGUGUAGCAUUUUUUUCCCUUUUUGUUCUUUGAUAAUUAUAAAUGUUAUAAUUAUACAAAGAAAAGAAUCUUUUACACCUUUGCCAUGGUAGUUACUAAUGACAUGACAACACCCGAUUUGGACAGACUUUAUAAUAAGUUAUUUAACUCAAACCUAUGGCGUUUAGUCGAUAGCUAUGGGGCUGCAGGUAAUAAAGAAUUUAGCACAGUUGAAAUGGGAAACUUUAGGCGAUUGUCGCUUAAAGACCUUUGUGGAAUAUUUUCAAUGAAAUACAGCCACAUUGCAAUUUAUAGGAAAUUAGCAUGCUUUUAAAAUAAAAAGAUCACGAUCCAGAAAAUCGGUCGAUGAUUCUUUUGCACUGUAUUUGUCACAAAAUUGUAAGUAUGGGGAAGAAAAUUUUAUUAAUCGUUUUUGUAGUUCUAAAAGGAAUACAAAAAGUAUUUUUCUAGUCGCUAGGAAAGCAUUAAAAGCCGUACCGGCUUUAUCAGAUUUAAAAGAGGUAUUUCCCAUUUAUACGCCAGGUACUCUCACUAAAUUAAGCUAAGUAUCGCAAACGCAAUUAGCAAACUUAAAUUCCCUCGCUAAAAUAUAGCUUGGCUGCUUGCUGGUGAAUAGUUCUCUGAACUUUUUCACCGGCAUGCUAAAUGCCACUAAGGAGUAUGAUAAUUAUUUAUGUUAGAAGUGUAAGCUCACUUACCCUAGCUAACCUUCAAUCCUUGAAAUCAGGCUUUGAGUAAAAGGCUUGAAUUGUAUUUUUAAGCUUUCAUGUGAGCUGUUAGUUGUUUUCGAAGUAUUUCACACACGCUGAAAACGUCAUUAGGUGUUUUUGCAGAAAUAAUACAUGAGAAAAGUAAGGACCUUAAGUAAACGGUAUAUACCAGUACAUAUUUUGGCAUAUGUAUUACAGAUGACAAAAGAUAGAGCGUAUAAAGUUACAGAGCUUACCAAGUUGUCAAUGAAGAAAGAACACUGAUCUUACGACAGUAAACUGGUCGUAAUUUCGGGUGCGGCUGGUUAUUUGUUUAAUUUUUUUUUUCUGUAUACAACUAUCGUAACAAUUUUGUAACACUACGUGAAUUGGGGAAUUAGUGAAAAAUAAAUUUCAAAUACGAAGUGAA
This is a messenger RNA of Stylophora pistillata, 3393 nucleotides long. Its product is annotated as calpain-5. Gene Ontology annotation, molecular function: calcium-dependent cysteine-type endopeptidase activity. Gene Ontology annotation, cellular component: cytoplasm. The record is from RefSeq and is a predicted model, not a curated record. NCBI's taxonomy places the organism in Eukaryota, Metazoa, Cnidaria, Anthozoa, Scleractinia, Pocilloporidae. Gene Ontology annotation, biological process: proteolysis.